AUGCUCUCCCCUUUCUCCCACGAAAACCCCCCUUGCCUUCCACCACUGGGGCCCCCGCUCUCUCCGCCGCCGCCGCCGCCCAAGCUUCCCCCGCCGCUGUCUCUGCCUUUCGCUUCCGCAUUCUCUUUCGCCUUCCCAUUCCGCCGAACUAGGCACAAAACAAGCACCGCCGCCACCAGGAUCAAAACCACCAAUCCGGCCGCGCUUGGAGCAAUGAUUCUGAUCAGCUUGCUCCGCCGCCGCUUCCACGGCGAUGAUUUUGAACCAGCUGCGAAUUCGAAUUCGAAGCUUUCUCGACGGGAGGGAGCUCGAGGGAGGAGGCAGUUGAGGUUUUCCGGUUCACGGCGUUUGAGGAAAUCGGAAAGGCGGCAGCUUUCGACCUUGACAUGGAUGAACGGGAUGCUUUCCCCGAACCUGUCGAUGAGCAAAUUGCCCGGAUUCGUCCUGCAGGGGAAGCUGGUGAAGAUGAUGCAGGCGGCGGCUCUCCGCUGCAUUUGA
This is a messenger RNA of Linum trigynum, 498 nucleotides long. Lineage: Eukaryota; Viridiplantae; Streptophyta; Magnoliopsida; Malpighiales; Linaceae. The record is from the annotation of a GenBank genome assembly.